Messenger RNA from Nelumbo nucifera (sacred lotus), 1336 nucleotides. Its product is annotated as 26S proteasome non-ATPase regulatory subunit 7 homolog A. Gene Ontology annotation, biological process: proteasome-mediated ubiquitin-dependent protein catabolic process. Gene Ontology annotation, cellular component: proteasome complex; proteasome regulatory particle. Gene Ontology annotation, molecular function: protein binding; metallopeptidase activity. Lineage: Eukaryota; Viridiplantae; Streptophyta; Magnoliopsida; Proteales; Nelumbonaceae. The record is from RefSeq and is a predicted model, not a curated record.
AUUUCUAGUUCCGAGUUUUUUAGUUCAGAAAACUCCCGAUUCGUAAGGUGUCGAGGGUUUCCUGGAGAUCGAAGCGAAGGCAAAGAAGGAAGUGGUAAUGGAUGUUAUUAAGACACAGCAGAUCUCGUCGAGGCCGAUAGAGAAGGUCAUAGUUCAUCCUCUCGUUCUUCUCAGCAUCGUCGACAAUUACAACAGAGUCGCCAGGGAUACUCGGAAACGUGUUAUUGGGGUUCUUCUUGGGAGCUCCUUCAAGGGCACUGUUGAUGUCACCAACAGUUAUGCAGUGCCCUUUGAAGAAGACGACAAGGAUCCCAGCAUCUGGUUUCUUGACCACAACUACCAUGAAUCAAUGUUUUCCAUGUUUAAGAGAAUAAAUGCCAAGGAGCAUGUUGUCGGCUGGUAUAGUACAGGUCCGAAAUUGCGAGAAAAUGACCUAGAUAUCCACGGAUUGUUCCAUGACUAUGUUCCGAAUCCUGUAUUGGUUAUCAUAGAUGUGCAACCAAAAGAACUUGGCAUACCCAGCAAGGCUUACUAUGCUGUAGAAGAGGUUAAAGAGAAUGCCACACAGAAAAGCCAGAAGGUGUUUGUGCAUGUGCCUUCAGAAAUUGCUGCUCAUGAAGUUGAGGAAAUUGGUGUGGAGCACCUGCUCAGGGACGUGAAAGAUACAACAAUUAGCACCCUUGCAACAGAAGUCACUGCCAAACUUGCAGCAUUGAAAGGUCUCGAUGCAAGGUUGCGAGAGAUACGGGGUUAUCUUGAUCUUGUUAUUGAUGGAAAGCUCCCUCUAAACCAUGAGAUUUUGUACCAUCUACAGGAUGUCUUCAACCUACUUCCAAAUCUCAAUGUGGCUGAGUUAAUCAAGGCUUUUGCUGUGAAAACAAAUGAUAUGAUGUUGGUUAUUUACCUUUCUUCUCUUAUCCGGAGUGUAAUUGCUCUUCAUAACUUGAUCAACAACAAGAUGCUCAACAAAGAACAUGAGAAGGCCGAAGAUGCAAAGCCAGCAGCUAUUCCAGCUGCGGCUGGAAGCUAAUGGGAUUUCUUAUCAGCAUGGAUGUUAAUGCCAUUAAGAGAGUUCGAGUUUUGGGGGGCCUAGUUCCAAUUGUAUGAUUAUUCAUGGCGUACUGUCUUGAGAAUUUUGUAUUCUGUAAUAGGAACAAGAGAUAGUGUGGAUCCUAACCUUGGAGAUCCAGCACCCCAAUUGAUUUAUUUGGAUGGUUAAGAGAAUUUUGCUAAUCAUUUCUGAAUUUCAUAAUGCAGAAGGGACAACCUUAAUGUGAUCAUUGUAUAAGAGUAGUGAUUUUGUAGAAAUGUUUAGCCUGUGGUUUCAUUCUUGCCA